This is a messenger RNA of Phytophthora nicotianae INRA-310, 6608 nucleotides long. RefSeq lists its product as hypothetical. NCBI's taxonomy places the organism in Eukaryota, Oomycota, Peronosporomycetes, Peronosporales, Peronosporaceae. The record is from RefSeq and is a predicted model, not a curated record. Bases 476 to 6508 code for a protein of 2010 amino acids. The transcript has 2 exons. Gene Ontology annotation, molecular function: protein binding.
UCUGCCCACUCGGCAAUCGGACGAAGAGCUACGUAUAGAUGGCAUCGCCCCGCCCCGACGUGCGCGAAGCGCUGCGGGCGUCUCUGGGCUGGGACUUUUCCUUCGCGUCCUCGGACCCGACGGCUGCUCGUUGUCUCGUGGCCCACCCGAAAGACACGACGCGAUUGGCCGAGUGGCUCGUGCGCGAGCUUCCGCCGCUUCAGCGAUCCUCGGAGCCCAAAACCAGCCCCAAAUCGAAGGAAAAUGCCCUGAAACCAGAGCAAAACAGUCAACCCAGAGACUUGGAGACGCUUCUAGCUCGGGAAUUAGGCUUCGGACGUGUCGAGCAGCUUGUGGAUGCUUCGACGCAAAAUUCCCUGCGAGAACCGCAGCAGAGUGACGUCUGUGAGCUCCAAAAGGUGAAUUUUAGCUCACACAAUAAUUGGUUGGGUAGACAAUAACAGGGCUAAAAUGGAGUUGUGCUGUGAUGCGGUAGAUGUCGCCGAGAGACGUACUCAAGAGCUUGUACGCCGAUAUCCCGCUUUACAAACCUGAAGACGGUGGCAAGAUCACGCGUGGACUCUUCGAGAACCAUGCAACUCCACAGAACGCCCACUUACCCAUGCUCAGAGGCGUCUACACAGAACACGGGUCGACAGCUUCAACGUCAAUCAGCACGUUUGCCGUGUUCGAGUACGACUCGCAGUCACUACAAGAUGUGCUCAAGUACAAUCGAUCAGUACUACAAGGUCAGCGAGAUAUGGACAUGGACGCCGAGCAACCGAGUGAAGAGGAGCAAGACGCACUCGGAGACCUCAAGAAGCGUCUUGUACUCUUUCAAUUAUGUCGCGUGCUGGAGUUCCUACACGAGCGUGGCUUGGCCUGCGACGGCUUCUCGCCCCGUGAUUUAUACCUCACAGACACAUUGUGGCUGCACUUAGCUGCUUUGCCUCGUGUGCUGGACGCCUGUUCCUACGCAUCUGCAGAGCCAUCACGCUCUAUUCCUCGUGAUGUUGAGUGCUUCUCCUCCAGGUCCAUUACGGAGCGAUGGUGCACUGGAGACAUUAGUAACUUUGAGUACCUAAUGGUCCUCAACACUGCAGCUGGACGGCGCAUGGAGGACGGCGUGUUCCAUCCGUUUCUUCCCUGGGUCACAGACUUCACAGGCGGCUGGCGAGAUCUAAGCAAGAGCAAGUUUCGACUCAACAAAGGCGACGCACAACUCGAUCGUACCUUUGCGAGCAGCGCUGUACCUCACCAUGUCACUGAGAGUUUAUCGGAGAUCACGUACUACAUUUAUUCUGCUAGACGUACGCCCAUGGCGCUGUUACGAACUGUAGUGCGUGGAGAUUUCCAGGCACGAGAGUAUCCAGCCACAAUGGCGCGUAUGUAUGAGUGGACACCGGAUGAGUGCAUUCCAGAGUUUUAUACCGACCCGGAGGUGUUCAAAUCACUGCAUGGAGAAGAUAUGGAGGACCUGCAGUUCCCAGAGUGGGGAGAUAGUGAUCGAGACCCUGCGACGGCGUUUGUACGAAGCCAUCGGGAUAUGCUGGAGAGCGACGAAGUGUCUGCGCAAUUGCACAAGUGGAUUGACUUGAAUUUCGGCGCUGCAUUGAGUGGCGAGGCUGCUAUUCGAGAGAAGAACGUUCCUCUUGUUGUACACGCAGCCGGGAAGAGUCCUGGCUUCGUCCAGCUCUUCGAGAUGGAGCAUCCGAUGCGAGUUUAUCGCCAGUAUCAACAAGAAGAACAAAGCGAGCCGACUGAACCAGACACGCCACGAUCAGUGCGACCACAAGGCACUCCAAAGGAGGUGAAUGCCAUGCUAUCCAGAGCGAUGCAAGUGGUGACAGAUGCACAGAAAGACGGACUCUUCUUGUCGCCUUUGACGUUAAAUGGAGGUGGAAUCAACGUGCUAGGACCAAGAACAGGCGCUCAAGAAGUGGAGGUGUCGCGCUUCGGUCUUUUGCAUAGUCAAAGUGGAGAUACAGCUACCAGUUUUGGAGCCAGCGGAGUUAAUGCCGUGAGUACGACAGCGUCUCCGAAUGAAGCCACGCGUAGUCAAGUUAUCAUGCGCAACCUGAAACAACGUCGACGAGGACACAAACCACGUGCGCGGUCGCAAGCGAAUGUUACGGGAGCUGAUCCUUUGGUAUCUCCGCCGGCGUUCCGGUCUGCUGGAGGACGUGAAGCUGUGUCACCUCCAGCGCCAUCGGGAUCGGGAUCUAGCGGCUUAGGCGCGUCAAGGCUGGGGAAUCUAUUCCAUUCCGACUCAAAUCCGAGCAACAGCAACAACAAUAGUCUAGGCAGUGGUGCUAACGGCGUAGAAUCGACUGCUAGUCCACCCAACUCAAGCAACAGCCGGAGUUUUACAGGAAGUGGCGGACCUAACGACCACCUGCGUGUUCUCACUAUUACAACGCCACAGGGAGUGAGCGGGAACGUUAAUGGACUUGGUGGAUCAGCUGGAGAACGCAGGGAAGGAGCUUCGACCGCGCAUCACACUCGACACGCUUCUCUGGGAAGUGGGAGUCCAAAUACCGGCUCGCAUUUGCUACGUGAUCUGUGGCAGCAACUACGUCAGCCUGAGGAGGAAUCAACGGGAAAUAACGGCACCAGUGGACAUGGACAUCGACGCAGUGCGAGUGCUGGCCACGACUUUAUGCUCGCUCUGGGAGGCUCAGGAGAUAUGCAAAUGUCGGAUUUAGACGCUGUUGCGGACCCUGCGCCGGGUAUUGACGCCUGUGGGCCACUGGAUGAUGUGGAUUUAAAGCUGCUUCAGCUUGGAUUGCGGAUUAUUCUUCCUGGUGCUGAUAAAGAGAACAAAGUGGAGUCUGAAUUGCAGGGAACCGAGACGCCGAGGCUUAAUGAGGAACAACCCUUUGCUGAUGAGGUGGUAGAUCCAAUCUACCGUAUUCCUGACGAGCUAUUGGAGGUUACAGACCAGCUGACUCCGUUUGAGCGAGCACAAGCUGCUGAUAUAUUCUCCAUGGGUUGUAUCGCAGCUGAACUGUACACUCACACGCCGGUGUUUACACGACGUUCUCUGGAGAAAUACAUCACUGCGUACAAACGACAACAGACCCUGAUGAAAACCAAGGCGAACAAUGAAGAUGACGGCUGGAUUUCAAGUAUUUUGGCGGCCCAAUGCAGCCCUCCAUCCAGUCAACUCUCCUGGAACCACGUCAUAUCUGAACGACUAGCAGAUUUACCACUCAACUUGAAGAAAGGAGUUCUGGAUAUGCUACAUCCAGACCCUCGCGAGCGACUGCGUCUUGCCUGUCAUAUCGAAGGACUGGAGCCUGUUACAGUGCUACGCAGCUCCGUGUUAACUCCUCGUGAGUGUGUGCUAUCGACUGUACCUCAAGACUCUUUCCACGCUGCGCCGUCUGCGUUGUUCCCCAAGGACUUAGCGGUCGUGUACAAGUUCCUGACAAAAAUUCACAGCAGCCCUGAACAUGAUUGGCAUGCGAGAUUCACACCCGCUCGGCAGCUGCUGUCGUCCUUGUCCGGUCUGUCCGAGAUGCUCUUCCGUGUAGCAAUGCCCGAGCUCGUGCGCUUCUUCCGAGCCAGCUCCCAUACUGAGACUAUUCGCGCCGAACGCGUGACUGCUGCUGUGGUUUUCCUACUCCCUGAGAUGGCACGUCAACUUGGUCGUGAUCGAGCGCGUGUUGAGCUACUCCCUGAUGUCGUACGAGUGUACGAAUGUAGCGAUCUCGGACGUUCGCCACUACUUCGCUGCUGUCUUGGAGCACCCAGUGUGUUGCUGUCUUUAAUCCGAGCGUUUGGAGCCGCUGCGGUACUCGACAGUAUCGUCCCGGUAAUACUGGAGUGGCUAGUACCUCCCGUUGCAGCGGACUCAGACGUGGAGCUGAGAUCUUCGUUGACGCCGCUAUCUGUUCGCUCUCCGCCGUUGCCACCUUUCGCGUCUGAGUCUGCUGCGCUUACUGCUGUGGCUUUCGGUGAACUCUCGUCUCCAGCGAUGCUUGGACCAUCGUUGACGGCGAAAUAUCUCCUCCCAGCGUUAUUGAACCAGCUUGGACGUGUUAAAAGUCGAUGGACGCAUCUCGCGGAGUCGAAGACAUUGCGACGUACAGACAAGAAGGUCAUCUUGGCUCCAGUUAUCGUUGAAGGAGGAGUGGGCACCUCGGAGUUCCACUUAACGUUCCUGUCCAAGACCAAGUUGUACGAAUCCCAUCAUGUAGCAGACGCUGUGCUUCAGGUAUGUCGAGAACUUGGCGAGUAUCCGGUUGCUACUAUGUUGUUGCCACGGCUGUUUGAAGUGCUGCCAAAACUUGUAACUCUGUCCGAGAAGAUCGGCUCUGUACGCAUUGAAGGCGUCCCGGAGGAACUUGGACGCGAGAUCUAUGUGCUGUUACGUAUUCUAAGACACGUGGUCCGUACGCUAAAUGAUACAGCGUCUCUGCAAGAUCUACUAUCUCGACGAGCUCGUAGCAACCUGAUGGAGUUACUGGCUCAAGCUUCUCCUCCGUUCCUACACCCUCGAGUGGCUACUGCGGUGAUUGCAGCAGCGACGGCCACCCAGUCAACUGAUUCCGUCCCUGCAACGUCCAGUGGGACUACGAGCUCAACGAAGAAGAAAGUUUUGCGCAGUUUGAACUUCAUGAAGGACGCGGAUCAUCGCAAUCUUCGCGCGUUUACAGUUGUGGGGCUGUCACGUACGAUCGUGGCUGUGUGUCAGAAACUCGGAGCCGAAGCUACCGUGACAGACUCUAUCGUUGUGAACGGUAUCAACCGGUUUCUCAAACGCUGCAGUGACGUGUAUGCAGAGCUGGAAGUGUCGAAUUUCCAAUGGGAUCUCGCCAGCGAGUUGGUCAGUGAGUUGUGUGUACCUUUGCGUACACUUUUGGGCAAAGAACUGUUCAACCGGAACUUCCCUAUUGUCGCGAAUAGUUCAGUACUGCAGCUACUGUUACUGCCACUUAGCAGCACCGCUGGCGUUGAUACCAGUGCAGUCGGAGGGUUCAGCAGUCGCGUGGUUAGCAGUGAUCAAAGGAACAUAAGUGCGUUGGAUGAUCGACUAGCGCAGUCACAAGUUCACGUACGACGAACUCCAUUAACAGAAGAGGAUGAAGACGAUACGGACGAUAACUCGGUUACUGCGGAGCCUGAAGACCCGCUGACGUAUCCGCCGGAGUUGUUACGGUUCGCUUAUCACGCGGUUCGACUGCAUUCCGUUCGUGCUACCAGUUUCCUUCGCGUACCUUCGAGUCUGCUUAUUGGGUCUGGAAAGAAGGCUGCGCAGUGGGAAACUACUCUAAGUAAGGAGCUGUUGCUCUUACAGGAAGCUCGUCGUCAGCGUAAAGUGGUUAGCGCUGCGUUGGCCCCCGAACGUGCUGGCGCGGACGCUAUUUGGCUGCGAUCUCGCGUUCGUCAGCCGUUUGAGACUCGACGUGAAGAAGGGACAUAUGAAGGCGGCGGUGGGAUACUGGGCAGUUCGUGGGCUCUUAGCGCUGAGAUCCGACAGUCCAUUAAAGCACACUCUAAUUCUGUGCGGUGUGUGAGUGUGGACGCUGACGAGGAGCUGCUCUUAACAGGAAGUCGACAUGGAUCCUGUCGUGUAUGGAGACUAUCGGGUCAUCCAGUCCAAGCUCGAGCAGCAGCUCCAACCGGGUUUACCGACAACCGUCCGAUCAUUGCAGUCGCGCGUACUGGUCGAGCUGGGGUGAGAGGAAGAAGUGGAGCAGGAGAAGCUGAUGGUAUGGCAGCCGCAGCCUCAGCCUCUGGUGUCAUGCUCUGGGAUCUACGAACCAGUCAGAUGCGGAUGCGUCUCCCGUUCUCAUCGAGCGAGCCUGUUGUGUCGAUGACUGCUGCUACCGAUUCUGUGGAUGUGGCUGUGGCCACUACACGGCGUGUAGUCUGCGUGGAUGCACGUACCGGUCCUCGCGUCGUGGCGGAGUGGCAUGCAGACGCUGCUGGCAUCGGAUCUAGCACCGUAACUCAAGGUCUAAGCUUGGCUGCUGUGGCUUCGUUCGUGGAUGGAGCAGCGUAUCUUGCGUUAGGCACUACAAACGGUCGCGUGGUGCUUUUGGACGCUCGAACAGGUCGACAAGCCGCGAGAUGGCAGGCGUUGGAGGCGGGAGCUCGUGUGGUUCACUUGGUACAGAUCUCGACGUCGCAGUUAUUGGUUGUUGGAGCUGAUAAAGAAGCGCGUGUGUGGCGUGUGAUGCUGCGGAGUCACGGGCAUCCACAACUCCGGAUGACAAUUACGGGAGUACCCGAUGGAAUCUGCGCCUCGCAGAUCUCGGUUCAUGCCGCUGUGGAUACUACUGUGCUGUAUGUUGCGAGUGGCGCUCGUGUGCACUGUGUACAGUUACCGUCGGAACCUAGAGCGGUGGUGUUGGUGCAAGCUCCAGUAACGGUACGAAUGGAGUCGUGGCAGCUUACGGAACCGGGAGGUGCCAGUAAAAGCAACAAGAGCCGUAUAGUGGCUCACAGUGUGGCCGUGUUACCUCUACGCCAACUGCUGCUGCUUGGCACAGAAGAUGGCUGCUUGAAAUGCGUCGUCUAGGUCUGAUAAAAAGUGUACGUAAAGGGUAAAUAAAAAAAUAACAUGUGAGUUAGCGCCGACAGAUACUCUAAUUGACAAUAAUAGAGUAGAGGAAUCAAAA